AUGUCGUCCUCCCAUAAGGGCUCCGAGCAGACACAUGUCGUGACAAGUUACCAAUCCAAAAUCGAGAAGUCCCAUGUCAAGAGAAAUGUUCUCGCUCCGAUACAGCCGCGUGCCCACCAUUCGCCUACCGCGUCCGUCAGGCGGAACAACGGCCUCCCUACAGGCUCGUCGCCGCGGCUCCCACAUCAUGAGUCUUUCAAACCCGAAGGAAACUUGUCGGUUGGAGAGAAGGUCAUUAGUGAAGUCUCUGUGACUGAGAAUAAGCGCUCGUCUAUGAUGGCUAGUGAGGUUGUUGCCGGAUCCCAGCGAGAUUUGCCAGUGGCUACAGCUUCCACGGUCUCGGCCUCCGGGAAAGGCCAAAGAAAAUCUCAUGUGGGGCCGUGGCAGCUGGGAAAGACCCUGGGUAAAGGAGCAACGGGAAGGGUACGUCUAGCAAAACAUGCAAUAACUGGUCAGACUGCGGCGGUAAAGAUCGUCUCCAAGAAGUCAGCUGCAUUGGUUCAGAGUGCAAGCAUGGCACGUAUGGACAAGGAAGACGCCAACACAAUGAUUGCUGCAGGUCCACGAACAAUGCCAUUUGGUAUUGAGCGUGAAGUUGUCAUCAUGAAAUUGAUUGAACAUCCCAACAUAAUCAAUCUCUAUGAUAUCUGGGAGAAUCGUGGCGAACUCUACUUGGUGCUCGAGUAUGUCUCCGGUGGUGAGCUUUUUGACUAUGUCUCAGGCAAUGGAGCCCUCCCCGAAGAAGAAGCCGUGAGACUGUUUCGUCAGAUCAUCGCAGGGUUGUCUUACUGCCACCGCUUCAACAUCUGUCAUCGGGAUCUGAAGCCUGAGAAUAUCCUGCUGGACAGCCAUCGAAAUGUCAAACUGGCCGACUUCGGCAUGGCUGCUCUACAACCCGAUGGGACAUGGCUGAACACCUCAUGUGGAAGUCCACACUAUGCAGCGCCCGAAAUCAUCCAGGGACAACAAUACCGAGGUGACAAAGCGGACAUUUGGAGUACCGGGAUUAUUCUAUUCGCCAUGCUCAAUGGGUUUCUACCAUUUGAUGGGGGAACAUUACCAAAUACCUUACGUCUAGUCAAGAAGGGAGAGUAUUACCUACCUCCGAGCUUGAGCGCCGAAGCUGCCGAUCUCAUUCAGCGAAUUCUUCAGAAACGGCCAGAAAAUAGAGUCACUAUGGAGCAGAUCUGGUCUCACCCGCUUAUUCGCAAGUACGAAAAGUACCACGCAAGCUUAGUGUCUCCUGAGCCUGUGAUCGGAGCUGCUCCUCCGGCCAGUGUUGAAGCCCAGGCUAAACGAAUCGCUGCACGCUCCGAUAUUGACGUUGAGAUCCUUCGGAAUCUCUCUACCCUGUGGCAUAGUGAGAGGGUCGAAGAAUUGAUCAGAAGACUAAUGAGUGAGGAGCAAAACCAUGUGAAACUUUUCUACUGGGCAUUGAUCAAGUUCAGAGAAGACCAGCUUGAAAAUUACCCCGGAGACCCUCUCCGUUACUCUGCCAGCGAUUACCAUCAUGCUAGGAAACUGACUUCAAAGCCUAAACGUGCGACGAAUGGCCGAGUUCAUGGUUGCCCGCCCUCUCAGUUCUCCAUUGUAAGUGGUGAUAACAGUAAACGAGACGGUUACUACAAGAAUCCAGGCACUGCCGGGAGUAAGGCGGCCCAGAGCAGUUAUGACCCAUAUCGCGCUUCCCGGACACUCAUCGCAGAAGACGGCCACGAUCCUGCUACCGUUAUCGUUCGUCAAUGCUUGAAUGCUUCUGGUGGCGGCCACGUUGUCAGCUCUGGGAGCAGCGUCAAGCACCGGGCCUUGGAUCGAGUCGAGGAAAAGGGCCCGGCCCUCCCUCGCUUUACUUCGGAAGAUCUUGAGAAGCUUAUCCAGAAAGAACGUGUCCUGUAUUCGACUGCAACCUCGAAGAGCUCUCUUUCGAGUACCAGAAGACAUCCGAGGAUCAGAAAAUCCUUGAGCUACAAGCGGCAAGUAAGUUUCACUCACCGACGACAAAAUUCCGGAAACACAAAUGUCAAUUCUCGGAUGAUUUCCGGUGAGAGUGGUUCUACCGAUCGGUCACAAACUCGCAGCAAAAUCAAUCCAAGAUCGGAAAUUCAGAGGACCCCGAGCUUGCCAACGCCUUCACAGGCCCACCGGCCACAGAAAUCCAGCUCAGAGAUUGAUGUGAAGAAACGUCGAGUGGCCAGCUUCUAUUGGAAGGACGAAACUCGGAAGGUCAGCACCGAAUUAGGCAAGAUUUGUGAAGAGGCAUUCAAUGGGCCAUCUGUAUCUACGGGGAGUGGAAUCCGUCCAACCCCUCCGUUAGAUUCGUCCGCAACUUCAGUUUCGACGCACAAUCAUAAGGUACCUGAAAGUAUUCGCGAUCGACCUCUUCCAGCAACCCCGGUUCUUCGGGAAUUGAUUGAACGCCGACAGAAGAUCAUCGACACAUGGGGCGACGCUGACCAGACCGUUCUUGUUGACAUGUUGGCUGCCGUGGAUAAACGAAUUGACGCCGAGUUCGAGGAACAGAAGGGCUAUGACCAGCGUGCAGCUUCUGACCCUACUCACGGUACGGUAAAUUUGAGAUAUUACCGUGCCACAUCGCCUGCGAACGCUGUGGAAGACCUUAAGCGGAAUCAGGACGAGGACUUGCGGGCAGCUUCUGAUCCCGUCAAACUAAAGACACGUCGGCCCAGUGAGGAAACCACGGUUCGCCUUGUCACUCCUGAUCCAACUUCCCCCUCGGCCCGAAUUGAGCCCCUCAAGAUUCGCAAGAACAAGGUCAUGCCAAUCGACUCGUUCAGGGGCGAUCCAAUUGACGCAUCAAGGAUUCAAUACGAGCGUUGUGGGUAUAUUCAGCGGCUUCAUGACCGAGGAGGUCUUGGCACUAUUGAAGAGAACCCUAGAUUCCCAAAGAAGAGGCCUCUCGCUUCAUCGUCUGCUGCUGUUCGGAAAUGGCCCUGGCUUGGAAACCGUGGAUCAGAGCCGCGUGACUCACUAGAAGAGUUUUAUUCUGCAGAAGAUGUUUUAGAAGAUGCUGAUCCAAAUGGAUCUCAGAUCGUUCAACCUAGUGAAUCUACACAUUCCUCGGCGUUUUCGGGAACUGUGAGUCGUGACCCUGAUUCAGGAGAUGUCGAAUUGAAUGUGGAAAAGAAGAGAAAAUGGUUCCAAAAGAUGUUUGGUAAAUCAUCCAAAAGCACGGAAACAUCCGCAGUGGCUUCGAUUGAGCACUGUAUUGUACGGGAUUUAUCAGAUGAGACCAGCUCCAACAGCCCAGGCCGCAAGGAGGGAGUCCUUUCCAGUCCAAAAUCCAGAAUGGCGGCACAAAAAGAUUAUCCUCGAGCUACCAAAGUCGAUGCUGCAGCUCCGGGUCCCAUCGAAACUUGUCAAAAUUGGUUCGCCAAAUUCUUCCGCAUCAAGCCGGCCAGUCGAGUGGUUUGCCUUCAAAUUCGCAAAGGAAAGGCAAGAAAAGAAUUGCUCAAGUGCUUGAGAGAUUGGCGAAAAUAUGGAUUGAAAGAUGUAGUUGCUGAGCGAAGAGAUGGUGGCGAUGUGGUUCGAGGGCGUGUCGAUGCAUCUAAUUAUUUGCAACUCAAACCGGUUCAUUUCCACGCAUGUCUCUAUUCGGUUCUUGAACACGGCCGAAUGGCCAAUUUGAGCGUUAUGAAAUUCACACAGGAAAAGGGAGCCGCCAGCAGCUUUUACAAAGUGGUGGAUACUUUGGAAACCGUGUUCAAAGAAAGAAGUCUGCUUGUGGAUGAUGUUGCCAGGAAGAAACGUAUCGAGAGAAGUCUCAAAGAUGCGGGCUUGUGA
Molecule: messenger RNA, 3801 nt
Organism: Rhinocladiella mackenziei CBS 650.93
Lineage: Eukaryota; Fungi; Ascomycota; Eurotiomycetes; Chaetothyriales; Herpotrichiellaceae
Exons: 2
Coding region: 1-3801 (1266 amino acids)
Biological process (GO): intracellular signal transduction; protein phosphorylation
Cellular component (GO): cytoplasm
Molecular function (GO): protein serine/threonine kinase activity; ATP binding
Source: RefSeq, a predicted model, not a curated record